Ipomoea nil (Japanese morning glory) is the source of this 918-nucleotide messenger RNA. RefSeq lists its product as uncharacterized. The transcript has a single exon. NCBI's taxonomy places the organism in Eukaryota, Viridiplantae, Streptophyta, Magnoliopsida, Solanales, Convolvulaceae. The record is from RefSeq and is a predicted model, not a curated record. The coding region runs from base 1 to 918 and encodes 305 amino acids.
AUGCAAUAUGCUCAGUCCUGCAACCUUAUCCGUCUACCUCAGCCGGGACCAGAUGGGCCGGAUAAGACGAAACAUUGUGCUUACCAUCGAUGUGCAGGACAUGACACGGAGGAAUGCACGCAUUUAAAGCAGCUGUUGGAAGAUUUGCUUCACUUGGGAAAGUUAGACAAGUGUGUCGGGAAGAGAGAAGAGAACAAAAGAGUGGGCGAGAGAAAAGAUCAAAGGCGAUCUCAUCAUCGCUCUGAUAGGAGAGAUCAAGAUCGGCUAGAUUUCGAUCCCCCAUCUAGUGGCCGACCGAAAUCUAAACCGACCAUCCACGUCAUAUUCGGAGGUUUGGAAGAUGCUUCCCGACCUCGGGAAAGUUGCCCGGUCGCGAUCGUCGACUCCCGAGAAACCGGUAAGAGGCAAAAGAUGGAACCCAUCACCUUCACUCUAGAAGACCAGCCGGAAAGCGGUGAUCAUGUGAUGGAAGCCCUAGUUGUCACGAUUGACAUCAUGGGAACCGAUGUUCAGAGAGUAAUGGUGGACACCUGGAGCAGUGUGAACGUCCUUUAUUUGGACAUGUUCAAGAAGCUGAAAUUGGACAAGCAGGAGUUGAUUCCGGUCGGUGUUCCAUUGUCAGAAUUUACCGGGGCCACCAUCCGGCCCGAGGGAAAGAUCGUGCGCCCGGUUGAGAUCGGCACCCCACCAAAGUCAGUGAAAACAGAAUUGGAGUUCAUUGUGGUCAACCUCCAUUGUGUCCACAACGUCAUCUUGGGCCGACCGGCCAUUAUGAGGGUCGGCGGGAUUAUAUCGAUGCCUCACUUGUGCAUGAAAUUCCCCACCCCUGCUGGGGUCGGAGUUGUGCAAGGCGAUGUCCAGUCGGCGAGAAAAUGUUAUUCCCGGGCAGUCAAUCGGCGUGAUGUCGGUUCUUCCUGA